AUGAGCACCUGGAGAUGCCUUUGGGCACUAUAUACCCUGAACUUGUUCUUUUCAUUUAGCAGAGCAGCUCAGCAGCCAUUGCAAACUGUUAGGGAUGCCGCCCCCAAGCGGGUGGCCGUCAUCGGAGCUGGAGCUGGAGGCUCAUUUGCCGCAUAUGAAUUGCGCAAGCUCGCAGACGACUCAGCUAUCCCUGUGAACGUUACUGUAUUUGAGCGUUCCUCGUAUAUCGGUGGACGCUCGACAACCGUUGAUGCAUUCGACGAUCCCGCAUACCCGAUCGAGUUGGGUGCAUCGAUAUUUGUAGAGGUUAAUCAAAUCCUCAUGAAUGCAUCAAACAACCUUGGCCUCUUCGUCCUCGGCGCAGACCACGCCAGACCUAAACAGACCGACGACUCUAUAGGAAUCUGGGACGGCUCUCAGUUUUUGUUUACAGUUGGCAACUCUUCCAGCUGGUGGAAUAUUGCCAAGCUCUUUUGGCGAUACGGAAUGGCACCUUUGCGUACUAAGAAUCUUAUGAAGGAGGUUGUUGGUAGGUUCCUGAAGUUAUACGAGGAGCCACUGUUUCCGUUCAGAUCGUUGUCGGAAGCGGCGGAGGCUGUGAACUUGGUGAAUGUGACUGCUUCACCGGGCGAUGCGUUUUUGAAUGCAAAUUCUAUCUCGGAUUUAUUUGCACGAGAAAUCAUCCAAGCGAGUACGCGGGUGAAUUAUGGCCAGAAUCUGGCGUUAAUCCAUGGACUCGAAUCCAUGGUCUGUAUGGCAACAGACGGCGCAGUAUCUGUCCGUGGUGGUAACUGGAGGAUAUUCGAUGGAGUUUUGAAGGCUGCCAAUACUGAGGUCCGAUUAAAUACGACAGUCACCGAGAUUAUCAGGAGCAAGGAAGGCACUGUGCGGAUUAUCACCCAGUCGACUUCUGAUCUCGACUCGGAGAUGUCAGAUGAAUCUGAAUUUGAUGAAGUUAUAAUUGCCGGACCGCUGCAAUACUCCGGCAUCUCAAUCUCUCCACCCCUGGAGCACGUACCAGAUGAUAUCCCGUAUGCCAAACUUUACGUCACGCUUCUUGCAUCACCUCACCGAAUUUCUUCCCGAUUCUUUGGCCUUGACAAUAAGAGCUCCGGGCCCCCAGAGACCAUUCUUACAACACUUCCCGAAGGAUCUAAACUUGGGGCGAAUCCGAAAGGCGUUGGUCCUACUGGAUUCUGGAGUGUCAGUACACUCCAACAGAUACCUCGAAUUACCACGAGCAAUGGCCAAGAGCAGCGAGAGGAUCACUACGUUUAUAAAAUAUUCUCCCCAGAGCGACCCACUGCCGACUUCAUUGCAGACCUAUUCGAUAUCGAAUAUUCCCGCAAUACUUUUGGCUCAGAAAAUACAUCCACUGAUAAUUCGACUAUCGGGGAUCUCCCCAAAAGUGAGAUCAGCUGGUUCCACGAGAAAGUAUGGCAUCCGUACCCUCUCAUGUAUCCUCGUGUGACGUUCGAAGAGGUUCUCUUGGCGCCUAGUGUUUGGUACACUAGUGGAAUUGAGAGCUUCAUCUCGACAAUGGAGACGAGUGCCCUGAUGGGUAGAAAUGUGGCCGCGCUCAUGGUUCAGUCGUGGCAGAGGGAGAAGGAUACGAGAGACAAUCGAGGCUCUUCAUCUGCAAGGACCGAGCUGUAA
Messenger RNA from Penicillium verhagenii, 1656 nucleotides. Its product is annotated as putative prenylcysteine lyase. Gene Ontology annotation, biological process: prenylated protein catabolic process; prenylcysteine catabolic process. The record is from RefSeq and is a predicted model, not a curated record. Bases 1 to 1656 code for a protein of 551 amino acids. Lineage: Eukaryota; Fungi; Ascomycota; Eurotiomycetes; Eurotiales; Aspergillaceae. Gene Ontology annotation, molecular function: prenylcysteine oxidase activity. The transcript has 2 exons.